Messenger RNA from Histoplasma capsulatum G186AR, 2560 nucleotides. Its product is annotated as endosomal P24A protein. Gene Ontology annotation, cellular component: fungal-type vacuole membrane; endosome. The transcript has 5 exons. Lineage: Eukaryota; Fungi; Ascomycota; Eurotiomycetes; Onygenales; Ajellomycetaceae. Bases 151 to 2094 code for a protein of 647 amino acids. The record is from RefSeq and is a predicted model, not a curated record. Gene Ontology annotation, biological process: vacuolar transport; protein localization to membrane.
CAGGGCACCCUGUUUCAGUUUAUAUCCUCUUUAUUAUUGACCCUUUCCCAAAAAUCUUAGUGUUGUAAAUAUAUUGGCCCCCCCGCCCGCCUUUAAAUAGCACACAUGGUGUACUAAAACGGCUCCGAGUUUCCUAAUAACCGUCUGAAAAUGCUCUGUCCUAAGAAGCUGCAGCUUUUCUCUUUCGCCCUCCUUUCUCCACACCUGUCCUCCGCCUUCUAUCUUCCCGGUGUCGCGCCAACAUCAUACGAUCAAGGACAACCGGUCCCACUCCAGGUUAACCGCCUAACCCCAGCGAUAUCUGAACUUGAUGAGCAGCUUCAUUCAGUUAUCCCCUACGACUAUUAUCAUCCGGCUUUCCACUUUUGCCAACCAAAAGAUGGCCCAAAAGACGUUCGGGAGUCGCUAGGCAGCAUAAUAUUUGGAGACCGCAUCCGCACCUCGCCUUUCGAACUACACAUGGCGAAAAAUGAAACUUGCAAGCCCUUGUGUUCCGAAGUGAAAUUUGACAUUAAGAGCAGCAAAUUUGUUAACCGCCGGAUAUGGCAGCAGUAUAAUAUUAACUGGUUGAUCGACGGUCUCCCGGCUGCCCAGAUCAAUAUCGACGACCAAACAGAAACAGAAUUCUACAGCCCUGGAUUCGCCCUAGGCUCUGUGGACGAUGAUGGCCAGGCAAUCCUUAACAACCACUAUAAUAUUCUAAUCGACUAUCACACAGUUAGCGGCCUAGGGAAGGGAAUUAAAUACCGUGUUGUUGGUGUCCUGGUAGUCCCAGAAUCGCGAAAGAACAACAAAAUUGUUAAUGGACAGGCGGAAUGCAACCAGAAUGGACCUCCAGUCGUUCUCAACGAAGAUGGUGAUACCACAGUUACAUGGACAUACGGUGUGUUCUGGAGAGAAUCCUCCACCGUGUGGGCAACUCGUUGGGACAAAUAUCUUCAUGUCUUCGACCCGAACGUCCAUUGGUACUCCCUCAUCUACUCCGCUGUAUUUGUCGUGUUGCUUGUCGCGUUGGUGAGCACGAUCUUGCUCCGCGCUUUGAAAAAAGACAUUGCGAGAUAUAACAGGUUGGAUAUGAUCACUUUGGACGAUCUGAAUGACACUUCCGCGACUGUUGAGGAUGGAAUUCAAGAAGAUUCUGGAUGGAAGCUGGUCCAUGGGGACGUUUUCCGCUGUCCAAGGCACCUCCUUCUACUUAGCGUAUUCUUGGGCAAUGGUGCACAACUGUUCGUGAUGACUGGCAUCACAGUCAUUUUUGCGUUGUUCGGAUUACUUUCCCCUGCAAAUCGUGGAUUCUUAGGGACAGUGAUAUUGAUCCUUUAUACUUUCCUCGGGUUUGUCGGUGGUUACGUCGCUGCGAGGGCGUACAAGUCGUUCGGCGGCGAAUCUUGGAAAAAACUCAUAAUCCUCACACCAGUUCUAACCCCUGGACUUGUCUUCUCAGUAUUUUUCUUCUUAAACCUCUUCGUCUGGUUCAAGGGGUCCAGCGGCGCUGUCCCGUUCACAACCAUGCUCAUCACCGUUCUGAUAUGGUUUGUUAUCAGCGUGCCUCUUAGUGUCGCAGGCAGCUGGAUCGGAUUGAAGCAGCCGGCUAUCGAAGGCCCAACCAGAACCAACCAAAUCCCUCGUCAAAUCCCACCAGCGGUUGGCUCCCUCCGCCCCUUGCCGUCAACCCUCAUUACAGGGCUUCUCCCAUUCGCUGCUAUAUUCGUUGAGCUUUACUUCAUCAUGCAUUCCCUUUGGACGAGUAAAAUCUACUAUAUGUUUGGAUUCCUCUUCCUCUGCUACGGUCUCAUGAUCAUUACUUCAGCGGCAACUACAAUUCUUCUCGUGUAUUUCCUCUUAUGCGCUGAGGAUUACCGCUGGCACUGGCGGGCCUUCAUGGGUGCGGGGAUGACCGGCGGAUAUGUAUUUUUGAACGCGCUUAUCUUCUGGGCUACCCGGGUGAGCUUUGGCGGGUUGACGGGUGCGGUGUUGUAUUUGGGAUAUUCUGCUCUUAUAGCAUUUUUGGUAUUUAUAUUGACUGGCUCCAUUGGUCUAAUUGCAAGCUGGAUAUUUGUCCAGCGCAUCUAUCGGUCUAUCAAGGUUGAUUAAAAUUGGACAACCUUUUCGACUUAACCCUGUACCUCAUGGCAAAUCGGCAUUAUCCAUCUCCGACUCACUCAAUUUUACUCCUAACCAUACCACUGCUGUGGCCAGAGCGUAGUACUGGAUUUUGGUCCAUCGGCGUUAUGUAAUGCUAAUGUAGGAUAUCUGGCGAAUGCAUUGUUCUCUAGGAAACUUCUUUCAGCAAGUGUUUACUUCUUCGGUUAUAGACCACAUCGCGAUUCCUCACUCCGUACUCAUACUUAUCCGUGUUAGCCAGAGGGAGCGCAGUAGUUCCAUUCAUUUUUUCUCACAUUUUAAAAUAAAGAGAAACGGGUUUUGCUUUGUCAUUCUAGCUUUCCCCCUGGCGUUCAACAAUAUUUGCUUUGGAAAUUGCUUCGAGCUAUUCUGUACAUAUUUACUCCUAUCACUGUUGUGUUUACUUUAUACUGUGGUUCCGGAAUUUUUCCCUUCU